GGUUGUCAUUGGUUCAAAGGCUCGGAGAGUUAGGAGAGGAAGCGGAAGGGAGCCGCGAAGAGCGGCUGGUGGCGGGAUGGAGGCGGUAGCUGAGCCCGGGAACCUGGCCGGCGUGCGAAACAUCAUCCUUGUCCUCUCUGGAAAGGGGGGCGUUGGGAAAAGUACCAUCUCCACGGAGUUGGCCCUGGCGCUACGCCACCAGGGCAAGAAGGUGGGGAUCCUAGAUGUAGACCUGUGCGGUCCCAGCAUCCCACACAUGCUCCGUGCGCAAGGCAAGGCAGUGCACCAGUGUGACAGUGGCUGGGUGCCUGUCUUUGUGGAUCAGGAGCAGAGCAUCUCCCUCAUGUCUGUGGGCUUCCUGCUGGAAAACCCUGAUGAGGCCGUGGUGUGGAGGGGUCCCAAGAAACAUGCUCUGAUAAAGCAGUUUGUGUCUGACGUGGCCUGGGGGGAGCUGGACUAUCUGGUUGUGGACACGCCACCAGGGACUUCUGAUGAGCACAUGGCCACUGUGGAAGCCCUGCGCCCCUAUAGGCCCCUGGGGGCCCUCGUGGUCACCACACCACAGGCAGUGUCUGUUGGGGAUGUGAGGCGGGAGCUGACUUUCUGUAGGAAGACUGGGCUGCAGGUCAUAGGGGUCAUAGAGAACAUGAGCGGCUUCGCCUGCCCACACUGCGCCGAGUGCACCAAUGUCUUCUCCAAGGGCGGUGGGGAGGAGCUGGCCCAGCUGGCCGGAGUCCCCUUUUUAGGCUCUGUUCCCCUCGAUCCCCAGCUCACCAGGAGCCUGGAAGAGGGCUGUGACUUCAUCCAGGAGUUUCCCAAGAGCCCUGUAUACUCUGCGCUCACUUCCAUAGCCCAGAAAGUUCUGCACAGGAUGCCUGCUCUGCUCUCCUGACAGAUAGUCUCAUAGCACUCCUGGCACUGUGUGCUCUGUUCACAGACUACGGAACUCUGGGAGCGGAGGUCCUCAGGACUGUCUUGGGGCCUGCAUUUGCUGACCUGAGCAAUGGCUGGUCUAUGUGAUUAUCUCCAUGCAGUGGAGUGACAUUUCUCAGUAGUGUUUGGGUAGAGUUUACUUACCAUCAGCAGCUGAGGGCAUGGCUUGGGUCCUAGUUUCUUGAGAUAGUCACAGCCUUAACCUCCAACCUGUGGGCUUUGUCCAGCCCUAGUCGCUGCUGCCCCAGAUCCACAGGCUGCUCAGCCAGUCACACCAUACGUGAGCUGGCCAAUACUUUCUCAUCCUGACUGACCCUGAGUGCCCACCCACAAGGGCUGUGCUAUGGAGCCUUCUGUGAUACACUGUGUGGUUUACAGCUACAUCUGGUUAACUUACAGGAAUCUGCCAAUAAACAUAUCACCCCACCUUGGGGAGAACUUAGCAUCCAGA
Peromyscus leucopus (white-footed mouse) is the source of this 1384-nucleotide messenger RNA. RefSeq names its product nucleotide binding protein 2 (gene Nubp2). The coding region runs from base 77 to 892 and encodes 271 amino acids. Gene Ontology annotation, cellular component: cytosol. The transcript has 7 exons. Gene Ontology annotation, biological process: iron-sulfur cluster assembly. NCBI's taxonomy places the organism in Eukaryota, Metazoa, Chordata, Mammalia, Rodentia, Cricetidae. Gene Ontology annotation, molecular function: 4 iron, 4 sulfur cluster binding; ATP binding; ATP-dependent FeS chaperone activity. The record is from RefSeq and is a predicted model, not a curated record.